Molecule: messenger RNA, 981 nt
Organism: Globicephala melas (long-finned pilot whale)
Lineage: Eukaryota; Metazoa; Chordata; Mammalia; Artiodactyla; Delphinidae
Gene: DIO3
Product: iodothyronine deiodinase 3
Biological process (GO): thyroid hormone metabolic process
Molecular function (GO): thyroxine 5'-deiodinase activity
Source: RefSeq, a predicted model, not a curated record
AUGCCUCGCCAAGCCACCCCGCGUUUGGUGGUGGGGGAAGGUAGAGGGUCCCAGGGAGCACUGGGGGGCGCCGCCACCAUGCUCCGCUCCCUGCUGCUUCACUCCCUGAGGCUCUGCGCCCAGACCGCCUCGUGCCUCGUGCUCUUCCCGCGCUUCCUCGGCACGGCCUUCAUGCUCUGGCUGCUCGACUUCCUGUGCAUCCGCAAGCAUUUACUGGGCCGCCGACGCCGGGGUCAGCCCCAAACUGAAGUGGAGCUCAACAGCGAUGGCGAGGAGAUGCCCCCCGACGACCCGCCUAUCUGCGUGUCCGACGACAACCGCCUGUGCACCCUGGCGUCGCUGAGGGCAGUGUGGCACGGCCAGAAGUUGGAUUUCUUCAAGCAGGCACACGAAGGCGGUCCAGCGCCCAACUCCGAGGUGGUCCUGCCCGACGGCUUCCAGAACCAGCACAUCCUCGACUACGCCCGAGGAAACCGCCCGCUGGUGCUCAAUUUCGGUAGCUGCACCUGACCACCGUUCAUGGCGCGGAUGAGCGCCUUCCAGCGCCUGGUCACCAAGUAUCAGCGCGACGUCGACUUCCUCAUCAUCUACAUUGAGGAAGCGCACCCCUCGGACGGCUGGGUCACCACGGACUCUCCCUACAGCAUCCCGCAGCACCGCAGCCUGGAGGACCGGGUCAGCGCAGCGCGGGUACUGCAGCAAGGUGCUCCCGAAUGCUCUCUCGUCCUCGACACCAUGGCCAACUCUAGCAGCUCCGCCUACGGCGCCUACUUCGAGCGCCUCUAUGUCAUCCAGAGUGGCACCAUUAUGUACCAGGGCGGCCGUGGCCCUGAUGGCUACCAGGUCUCCGAGCUGCGCACCUGGCUGGAGUGCUACGAUGAGCAGCUGCAUGGCCCUCAGACCCGUCGAGUGUAAACAGCCAAUGGACAAUUGACUGAACUUGGCGGGCCAUGCCUUCGAGCCUUCGAAGCCCACGUGCAA